This is a messenger RNA of Elephantulus edwardii (Cape elephant shrew), 996 nucleotides long. RefSeq names its product UDP-Gal:betaGal beta 1,3-galactosyltransferase polypeptide 6 (gene B3GALT6). The transcript has a single exon. Gene Ontology annotation, biological process: glycosaminoglycan biosynthetic process. Gene Ontology annotation, molecular function: UDP-galactosyltransferase activity. The coding region runs from base 1 to 996 and encodes 331 amino acids. NCBI's taxonomy places the organism in Eukaryota, Metazoa, Chordata, Mammalia, Macroscelidea, Macroscelididae. Gene Ontology annotation, cellular component: membrane. The record is from RefSeq and is a predicted model, not a curated record.
AUGAAGCUGCUGCGACGGGCGUGGCGGCACCGGACGGCCCUGGGCCUGGGGUGCCUGGCACUCUGCGGCGCCACUCUGUUCUACCUGGCACGCUGUGCGGCUGAAGGCCCGCGGCCAGGCCGCCCUCCACCACCAGCCGGGGUCGCCGCUCGUGCCGCCCCCUCCUCUGCCUUCCUGGCGGUACUGGUGGCCAGCGCGCCCCGGGCGGCCGAGCGGCGCAGCAUCGUCCGCAGCACGUGGCUGGCGGCUGCGCGGCGCGGUGGUCCGGGCGACGUGUGGGCGCGCUUCGCCGUGGGCACAGCCGGGCUGGGCUCCGACGAGCUGCGCGCUCUGGAACGCGAGCAGGCGCGGCACGGCGACCUCCUGCUGCUGCCCGCAUUGCGCGACUCCUACGAGAACCUGACGGCCAAAGUGCUGGCCAUGCUGACCUGGCUCGAUGAGCACGUGGCCUUCGAGUUCGUGCUCAAGGCGGACGACGACUCAUUCGCGCGCCUGGACGCACUGGUGGCCGAGCUGCGCGCACGCGACCCACCACGCCGCCGCCGCCUCUACUGGGGUUUCUUCUCGGGCCGCAGUCGCGUCAAGCCAGGUGGCCGGUGGCGGGAGGGCGCCUGGCAGCUCUGCGACUACUACCUGCCCUAUGCGCUGGGUGGCGGCUACGUACUCUCUGCCGACCUGGUGCACUACCUGCGCCUCAGUCGCGAUUACUUGCACGCGUGGCACAGUGAGGACGUGUCACUGGGCGCCUGGCUGGCCCCCGUGGACGUGCAGCGCGAGCACGAUCCACGCUUCGACACCGAAUACAAAUCUCGAGGCUGCAGCAACCAGUACUUGGUGACACAUAAGCAGAGCCUGGAGGACAUGCUGGAGAAACACCAGAUGCUGACACGAGAGGGUCGCCUGUGCAAGGAGGAGGUCCGGCUGCGCCUUUCCUACAUCUACGAUUGGUCAGCGCCGCCGUCACAGUGCUGUCAGAGGAAGGAGGGCAUCCCUUGA